Molecule: messenger RNA, 3693 nt
Organism: Tachysurus vachellii
Lineage: Eukaryota; Metazoa; Chordata; Actinopteri; Siluriformes; Bagridae
Product: mucin-2-like
Exons: 3
Coding region: 224-3640 (1138 amino acids)
Source: RefSeq, a predicted model, not a curated record
CCCACAUGCAACAACAACAUCAACAACAACAGAAGACACAACCACAUCUGUAGAAACAACCAACUCUUCAACAAUCCCAGCCACAACAACCACAUCUCCAACAACAGUCACCACAACCACAUCUCCAGCAACAACAGAAGAAACUACCAUCCCUUCAACAACACCAGACAUAACAACCACCUCUUCAGCCACAACAGGCAUAACAACUCCUUCUUCAACAACAAUGGCCAUAACAACCACAUCUGCAGCAACAACAGCAGAAACAAUAAUCCCUUCAACAAUCCCACACACAACAACCACAUCUCCAACAACAACAGAAGACACAACCACAUCUGCAGCAACAACAGCAGAAACAACCAUCCAUUCAACAACACCAGACAUAACAACCACCUCUUCAGCCACAACAGGCAUAACAACCGCUUCUUCAACAACAAUGGCCAUAACAACCACAUCUGCAGCAGCAACAGCAGAAACAACCAACCCUUCAACAAUCCCAGCCACAACAACCACAUUUCCAACAACAGACAUCACAACCCCCUCUCCAACAACAAUAGAAAUAACAACCAUUCCUUCAACAACACCAGACAUCACAACCCCCUCCCCAGCAACAACAGAAAUAACAACCAUUACUUCAACAGACAUCACAACCCCCUCUCCAACAACAACAGAAAUAACAACCACUUCUGCAACAACAGAAGGAACAACCAUAUUUUCAACAACAACUGAUGUACCAACCACCUCUUUAGUCACAACAGGCAUAACAACACCCUCUUCAACAACAAUAGACUUAACAACUUCCUCUCCAACAACAGAGAUUGUAACCACAUCUCCAGAAACAACAGAAAUAACAACUACUUCAACAACAACAGACAACACAACCACAUCUCUAGCAACAACAGACAGAACAACCAUCUCUACAACAACAACUGGCAUAACAACCACAUCUGCAGCAACAACAGCAGAAACAACCAACCCUUCAACAAUCCCAGCCACAACAACCACAUCUCCAACAACAGACAUCACAACCCCCUCUCCAACAACAACAGAAAUAACAACCACUUCUGCAACAACAGAAGGAACAACCAUAUUUUCAACAACAACUGAUGUACCAACCACCUCUUUAGUCACAACAGGCAUAACAACACCCUCUUCAACAACAAUAGACUUAACAACUUCCUCUCCAACAACAGAGAUUGUAACCACAUCUCCAGAAACAACAGAAAUAACAACUACUUCAACAACAACAGACAACACAACCACAUCUCUAGCAACAACAGACAGAACAACCAUCUCUACAACAACAACUGGCAUGACAACCACAUCUGCAGCAACAACAGCAGAAACAACCAACCCUUCAACAAUCCCAGCCACAACAACCACAUCUCCAACAACAAUAGACAUUACAACCCCCUCUACAGCAACAACAGAAAUUACAACCAUUCCUUCAACAACACUAGCCAUAACUACCACAUCUCCAACAACAACAGAAGGAACAACCAUAUUUUCAACAACAACUGAUGUACCAACCACCUCUUUAGUCACAACAGGCAUAACAAUACCCUCUCCAACAACAAUAGACUUAACAACUUCCUCUCCCACAACAGAGAUUGUAACCACGUCUCCAGAAACAACAGAAACAACAACUACUUCAACAACAACAGACAACACAACUACAUCUCUAGCAACAACAGACAGAACAACCAUCUCUACAACAACAACUGGAAUAACAACCACAUCUGCAGCAACAACAGCAGAAACAACCAACCCUUCAACAAUCCCAGCCACAACAACCACAUCUCCAACAACAGACAUCACAACCCCCUCUCCAACAACAGAAAUAACAACAACUUCUGCAACAACAGAAGGAACAACCAUAUUUUCAACAACAACUGAUGUACCAACCACCUCUUUAGUCACAACAGGCAUAACAACACCCUCUUCAACAACAAUAGACUUAACAACUUCCUCUCCAACAACAGAGAUUGUAACCACAUCUCCAGAAACAACAGAAAUAACAACUACUUCAACAACAACAGACAACACAACCACAUCUCUAGCAACAACAGACAGAACAACCAUCUCUACAACAACAACUGGCAUGACAACCACAUCUGCAGCAACAACAGCAGAAACAACCAACCCUUCAACAAUCCCAGCCACAACAACCACAUCUCCAACAACAAUAGACAUUACAACCCCCUCUACAGCAACAACAGAAAUUACAACCAUUCCUUCAACAACACUAGCCAUAACAACCACAUCUCCAACAACAACAGAAGGAACAACCAUAUUUUCAACAACAACUGAUGUACCAACCACCUCUUUAGUCACAACAGGCAUAACAAUACCCUCUCCAACAACAAUAGACUUAACAACUUCCUCUCCCACAACAGAGAUUGUAACCACGUCUCCAGAAACAACAGAAACAACAACUACUUCAACAACAACAGACAACACAACUACAUCUCUAGCAACAACAGACAGAACAACCAUCUCUACAACAACAACUGGCAUAACAACCACAUCUGCAGCAACAACAGAUAUAACAAACACAUAUCCAGCACCAGCAGAUGGAACAACCAUCUCUCCAAUAACAACAGAAGAAACUACCAUCCCUUCAACAACACCAAACAUAACAACCACAUCUUCAGCCACAACAGGCAUAACAACCCCUUCUUCAACAACAAUGGCCAUAACAACCACAUCUGCAGCAACAACAGCAGAAACAACAAUCCCUUCAACAGUCCCACACACAACAACCACAUCUCCAACAACAACAGAAGACACAACCACAUCUGCAGCAACAACAGCAGAAACAACCAUCCAUUCAACAACACCAGACAUAACAUCCACCUCUUCAGCCACAACAGGCAUAACAACCCCUUCUUCAACAACAAUGGCCAUAACAACCACAUCUGCAGCAACAACAGCAGAAACAACAAUCCCUUCAACAGUCCCACACACAACAACCACAUCUCCAACAACAACAGAAGACACAACCACAUCUGCAGCAACAACAGCAGAAACAACCAUCCAUUCAACAACACCAGACAUAACAUCCACCUCUUCAGCCACAACAGGCAUAACAACCCCUUCUUCAACAACAAUGGCCAUAACAACCACAUCUGCAGCAACAACAGCAGAAACAACCAACCCUUCAACAAUCCCAGCCACAACAACCACAUCUCCAACAACAGACAUCACAACCCCCUCUCCAACAACAAUAGAAAUAACAACCAUUCCUUCAACAACACCAGACAUCACAACCCCCUCUCCAGCAACAACAGAAAUAACAACCAUUACUUCAACAGACAUCACAACGACAUCUCCAACAACAAUAGACAUUACAGCCCCCUCUACAGCAAUAACAGCCACCUUAUCAACAACAGACAACACAACCACAUCUCCAGCAACAGAGAUUACAACCAACUUUCCAACGUCAACAAUCACAACCCAAUCUCCUACAUCAACAACCACCUCUCAAAAGUCUGCUCAAACAGUGGUCAGGUUGCAAUCUGUUACUGAACUAAGCAAUGAAAAUAUCAUCAUAUAUAUAGAAGAGUUUUAUCGACGCAUCCAGGCUAUGGUUAAUGGCACCAUUACAUUGACAGUGAAGAAGAUUGAAAAAGUGACACCCUAACCACAUGGGAACCACUCAUUAAUCAAUACUCAUCUAAAUGAAUGAGCCUAAAG